Molecule: messenger RNA, 807 nt
Organism: Myripristis murdjan (pinecone soldierfish)
Lineage: Eukaryota; Metazoa; Chordata; Actinopteri; Holocentriformes; Holocentridae
Gene: polr2i
Product: RNA polymerase II subunit I
Exons: 6
Coding region: 116-496 (126 amino acids)
Biological process (GO): transcription initiation at RNA polymerase II promoter; maintenance of transcriptional fidelity during transcription elongation by RNA polymerase II; transcription-coupled nucleotide-excision repair
Cellular component (GO): RNA polymerase II, core complex
Molecular function (GO): nucleic acid binding; DNA-directed RNA polymerase activity; zinc ion binding
Source: RefSeq, a predicted model, not a curated record
AGAAGAAGAAAAAGACGGUGUGUUUUCAAACGGCAAGAGGAGUUCCGCCGCUGUUUGAUACGAGGCGAACAUUUAUUGAAUUUGUUUGGUUUUUCUUUAUCAGUGAAUUAACCCGAUGGAUCUGGACACUGGAGCAUAUGAGCCUGGAUUUGUUGGAAUCCGUUUUUGUCAAGAAUGUAACAACAUGUUGUAUCCCAAAGAAGACAAGGAGAACCGCAUCCUCCUCUACGCAUGCAGGAACUGCGACUACCAACAAGAGGCAGACAACAGCUGCAUCUAUGUCAAUAAGAUCACCCACGAGGUUGAUGAGUUGACACAAAUCAUCGCUGAUGUGUCCCAGGAUCCAACGCUACCAAGAACAGAAGACCACCCCUGUCCCAAGUGUGGCCACAAGGAGGCAGUGUUCUUCCAGUCUCACAGUAUGAAAGCUGAGGACGCUAUGAGGCUGUACUAUGUGUGCACGGCCCCUCACUGCGGACACCGAUGGACAGAGUGAAGAUGGUGAUGAUGAAAAGCUCUGAUAUGCAUCUACAGCAUUGCUGUCGUCAAACAACAUCUUACCGGCCUGCAGCUAAAAACAGAUUUUAUUGUUUUGAUUCUGCAUCAGUCAGAAGGCCUAAUGGUCAAAUUACCCUAAAGAGUUCUAAAGAGGGGAGUCUAUUUCAUUUUUGGUGAGACAGCCCUGAGGAUAAUGACAGGUGUUGGACCUUAUUGUGUGAAUAUAAUGUAGUUAUUAUUUUUAAAUGAUGUCAUUUUAUUUUUUAGUGUCUGCUUUAUAAGAUUAAAAUGAUCAGCUGUUGUUAUAAA